UCCGAUGUUUCCGAGAUCUUCUUUCCUUUUGACUUUUUUUUUAUUACUAUUUUGUUUUCUUCGGUCAUUUUUUGCACCGAGAUAGAAAGAAAGUUAAUUUUUCUUCAAAGAAAAGAGUGAAACAAAGAAAACGACAAGAUGCCGACGAGGGCAAUCAAAGAUAGCCUUUUUGUAGGCCAUGCAACCUUGAUGACAUUUGUUUGGCUAGUGGCUGUCCCACUGGGGGUGGCGGUGGCGAUGUUUGGACGACAGCAUAAUUGGCCUUGGUGGCCGAAAGCGCACAUGUUUAUUAUGAUCACUAUGGUGAUUCUGCCAUUGACCGCCGCCGCCAUUUGUGGCUUUACCUCUGCCGGCACCAUCAAAGUCAAACCUCAUUCGUUGACGGGAACCGUGCUUGUAUUGUUGGCUUUUUGUCAGAUCCUACUGGGCCUUGGCAACCAUGCGUUGUUCCGAUAUCGACAAAAACGGAACACGGUGCCUAAGCAUCGACCGUGGCACAAUACAGUGCAUAUUUGGCUUGGUCGAUUGGUGCUGACAUUGGCCGUUAUUAAUAUGCCGUUGGGCAUGCGUAUCAAACGCGCGGGAUUGGGCUUGUAUAUCGGGUACGCCGUGGUGGUCCUGUUCUGGGCCAUCGUCUUCCUGGGACUGGUCUGGACUAGCACGCGCAAAAAGGUUCUCAAAGCGACCGAAAACGAAAAACCACCCAUUCAACAUGAAGCCACCCUCAAAGAACAGCCCACCGAACCGAAAUAGCAAUCGUCAAUACAAAAAAUAGAAACGGGCCCUAUU
Molecule: messenger RNA, 789 nt
Organism: Radiomyces spectabilis
Lineage: Eukaryota; Fungi; Mucoromycota; Mucoromycetes; Mucorales; Radiomycetaceae
Exons: 2
Coding region: 139-753 (204 amino acids)
Source: RefSeq, a predicted model, not a curated record